Messenger RNA from Sclerotinia sclerotiorum 1980 UF-70, 2097 nucleotides. RefSeq lists its product as hypothetical. The transcript is spliced from 2 exons. The record is from RefSeq and is a predicted model, not a curated record. Gene Ontology annotation, molecular function: ATPase-coupled intramembrane lipid carrier activity. The coding region runs from base 1 to 2097 and encodes 698 amino acids. Lineage: Eukaryota; Fungi; Ascomycota; Leotiomycetes; Helotiales; Sclerotiniaceae. Gene Ontology annotation, biological process: post-Golgi vesicle-mediated transport; endocytic recycling; intracellular protein transport. Gene Ontology annotation, cellular component: plasma membrane.
AUGACAUUUGACGUUGGAGAAAGAAGUACGAGCCCGUCGUCCUGCGACGAGAUUUCAUCAUCAUCCUGUUCGAAUCCCCCACCAUCUGCGACGGCGCUGGUGGGCCCCGCACCUUCGACAAAUAAAGAGAAUCAUAGAGUGCGCUUUUCGGUGGAUUUAGAACGAGAGCGAGAACGGGAACGAGGGGGUUUUGCUGAAUCUUCUGGUCUGAGACCUGCGGCUCCGAAUUUGAGUAUUGAUACGAGGAUAGCGGCGACGGAAACAGCUGCAAAUGGUACAUCGUCAACAUCAGGCCAAGGGAGGAGGGUUCUAGGAACUUCGCCAAUUUCGCCGAGGGCAAGGAAUAGAGGGUAUUCGUUGAGAAGGGCAUUAUUUGCGCGGGGAUUGGGUAGUGAAUCGGAGCAGGAGACUAUCGAGCUUGCGGAAACAGAAUCUCCGCAAAGUGGGGGAAAGAAGACGCAGAGUUCGGUGGAGGUAUGCCCGGUGCAUGAUCAAAUUGAGGCGGCGCCAAACGAGAAUAUUCAAUCUACGGAGUCGAAUAGAACUUUCAAAUAUGGUGAUCAGAAGACUUUUGGGACGAGGGAAUUACACAAUUAUGAUCGCUUUGUGCGCAAGGUGAAGGGGAAUGAUUCUAUUAUCCGAAAAGCGAAGAAAAAGUCUCUAUGGUUUUACAAGGAGAAAAUAUUAAAAGAUUUUCUCAGGCAAAGAGAAAUUCCUCCUUCCAAAGAUGGACGACAUAUCGAUCUGGAUGCUACUCGCCAGCAGGGAGCCUCCCUAAUUGACGAGAGAACUGGGGUGCCAUAUAUCGGCAAUGCCAUUCGCUCUAGUCGAUAUACAAUAUGGAAUUUUAUACCAAAGCAGCUUUUCUUUCAAUUUUCAAAACUGGCCAAUGCAUAUUUCUUACUUGUUUCCAUUCUUCAAAUGGUACCUGGACUUUCACCUACGGGAAGUUAUACCACGAUUGCCCCGCUUUUAGUUUUCGUCAUGAUUAGUAUGGCGAAGGAGGGAUAUGAUGAUGUUCGGCGCUACAAGUUGGACCAGGUCGAGAACAACAAUCAGACAUUGGUCUUACACGCAUACACACCUGUCGAUAUCAAUGAGAAGUCCCAUGUUAGAGCUAAAGGUACGCGAUCAAAUAGGGUCAAAAAGGGUCUAAGUAUCGAUUCACCUGAGACGGUACAAGAAAUUGAUAUCGAGGCGACAGCUUCAGGGCCAAAGCAUUGGGCAACGUUGAAGUGGAAAAAUCUCAAAGUUGGUGAUAUCAUAAAACUCCAUCGGGAUGAAGCGGUACCGGCAGAUAUUCUCCUUUUACAUGCAGAUGGGCCAAACAAUAUCGCAUUCAUUGAGACCAUGGCAUUGGAUGGUGAGACAAAUUUAAAGACAAAAUCACCACCAAUUUCUUUAGUGGAGAAAUGCUCAACUGUGGAAAAUUUGGCCGAUUGUCAUGCUCAUGUUGUUAUUGAAGAUCCUAACUUGGAUUUGUAUAAUUUUGACGGAAGAGUCACUGUUGAUGGCGAAACUCUACCACUCACGACCAACGAGAUUGUUUUCCGAGGAAGUGUUCUGAGGAAUACAUCUAAUGCCAUUGGUAUGGUGCUUAACACUGGCGAAGAGUGUAAAAUCAGAAUGAAUGCCAAUAAAAAUCCUCGAACUAAAGCACCCGAGAUGCAAAAGAUUGCAAAUAAUAUUGUCAUCAUUCUCGUUGUAUUCGUCGUUAUUCUCGCUUUAUUCUGUACCAUAGCUUACCAAAUAUGGUCCGGUAAUGUUGAGAGUAAUUCAUGGUAUUUAGAGGGAGCACAUUUUAAAUUCAGCUACUCGAUCGUUGCCUUUAUCAUUCUCUUUAAUACAUUAAUCCCACUCUCGCUUUAUGUUAGUUUGGAAAUCAUCAAGGUUGGACAAUUACUUCUCAUGCAUGACGUUGAGAUGUAUGAUCCUGUGUCGGACACUCCAAUGGUUUCAAAUACAUCUACGAUUCUUGAAAAUUUGGGCCAGAUUAGUUAUGUGUUUUCCGACAAGACGGGCACAUUGACUGAUAAUGUUAUGCGUUUUCGAAAGCUCAGUGUUGCUGGAGGAAAUGAUUCGCUAUAUGCAGAGUAA